AGAAAUUAAAUAAUCAUGGAGUUAUCCGCUCGUUUGCUUUGGUUCUUAGUACAAGUUCUUUUAGUCGUCUUGGAGACUUUAGCAGGUCAAGGUUGCCCAAUAACGUGUCAAGGGGGCAUCAUUCAGAGUCCGAAUUAUCCACACGACUACAACAAUAGCCUUAACCUUGAGUGGACACUAACGGCGCCCCCUGGGCAGAACAUACUUCUAAACAUCUCCGAUCUCUUCCUUGAGUGUGGCUACGACUAUCUCGAAGUGUUUGACGGCAACGACUAUGACAGUACAAGGAUUGCCCGCUACUGUACGCUUGACCACCAGACGGUCAUCGCCUCUCCAGGGAACAUUCUCUACGUCACAUUCACGACAGACGACAGCGUCACUAGAUCAGGAUUCUCACUGGAAUACUUCUGCCUUGAUUGCAAUAAAAACCUCACCAACCCAACUGGUGAAAUAUCCAGCCCUCUCUACCCAGACAGUUACAUGGACGACGCCUCCUGCUCCUGGUAUAUCAGCGCCCCAGAGGGUCAACAAAUUCUUCUCAAUUUUACCUACAUCAACACUGAAUGUGGCUAUGACUACGUGACGGGCUACGACGGAAGCAGCGUUGAAGCGAGCCAACUGUUUCACGAAUGCACGCUUCCAGACGAGAGAGUCUUCCUGUCGUCUGCUAACCAAAUGUUGAUUACGUUCACCUCAGACAGCUCCACGGUCUUCCCAGGAUUCCUGGCAACCUACACAUUCUACACUUGCGGUGGAGUACUGAAAGAUCCUGAAGGCGUGUUUACCAGCUACAACUAUCCUUCUAGCUACUACAACAAUCUGAACUGUGAAUGGACCAUCCUCGCUGGAGACGGUUUUAUCAUUGAGUUGACACUGGACUUUGUGGACACAGAGUGUCACCGUGACGAUGUGACGGUCUACAAUGGCAGCACCAAAGAGAGCGGCGUCCUGGGCCGUUACUGCAGGGAGUAUCCAGUCACCAUCCACACCAACAGCAGUGUGAUCCUAGUGACUUUCCACACUGACAGCAGUGUGGUGGCCCAAGGUUUCCAUGCCACAUAUAGCAGUGUCCAGUGUGCCAGCGACGACAAUGACGAUGGUAGUAAGGACGACGAUGAUAGCUAUGGAAGUGGAAAGGAAAAUAAAAAUGAUGAAGGAUAUGGCGAUGGAGUUAAAGAUGAUGGUGAUGAAUAUAGUGUCGGAAAUGAAGACAACGAUGAGGAUGACGAUAAAGAAGAUGAUGGUUAUGGUGAUGGAUUCAAUGAUAGCAAUCCAGAUGAAGAUAAAGAUGAUGAUGGUUUUGGCGAUGGAGAUAAAGAUGAUUAUAGUUAUGGCUUUGGAGAAAAAGAUGAUGAUGGUUAUGGUGCUGGAGAUAAAGAUGAUGAUGGUUAUGGCGUUGGAGAUAAAGAAGAUGAUGGUUAUGGCGUUGGAGAUAAAGAUGAUGAUGGUUAUGGUGUUGAAGAUAAAGAUGAUGAUGGUUAUGACAUUGAAGAUAAAGAUGAUGAUGAUGGUUAUGGCGUGGAAGAUAAAGAUGAUGAUGAUUAUGGCGUUGGAGAUAAAGAUGAUGAUGAUGGUUAUGGCGUGGAAGAUAAAGAUGAUGAUGAUUAUAGCGUUGGAGAUAAAGAUUAUGAUGGUUAUGGCGCUGAAGAUAAAGAUGAUGAUGGUUAUGGCGCUGGAGAUAAAGAUGAUGAUGGUUAUGGCGUUGGAGAUAAAGAUGAUGAUGGUUAUGGCAUUGGAGAUAUAGAAGAUGAUGGUUAUGACGUUGGAGAUAAAAAAGAUGAUGGUUAUGGAGAAAACGUUGACGAUAAAGACAUCAAUAACUACGGCGAUGUCAUUGAUGAUGCUGAGAGUAAAAGUGAUAAUAAUUUCGGCAGUGACAGUACAGAUAAUGAUAGCGACGUUGACACCGAUGAAGAUUACGACAAAGAUAGCUAUGGAACUGGCGACGAUAACAGCAAAGAAGAUAACAGAAAAGACGAUUAUGGAGAUGUCAAUAACGAAUGGAUAGACUCGUACAAAAAGUAA
This is a messenger RNA of Biomphalaria glabrata, 2025 nucleotides long. Its product is annotated as serine-aspartate repeat-containing protein F-like. Gene Ontology annotation, molecular function: serine-type endopeptidase activity. Lineage: Eukaryota; Metazoa; Mollusca; Gastropoda; Planorbidae. The record is from RefSeq and is a predicted model, not a curated record. The coding region runs from base 16 to 2025 and encodes 669 amino acids. The transcript is spliced from 8 exons.